AUGUCAAAAGAGACCACGGGAAGCAACGUAGCCAACUGGACAAAGCAUGAGCCUGAGAACCAGAAGACGACCACAGGGAGGUGGUUUGAUUUGGACGAAAGGUUGGAAAAGUUGUAUAAAGGAUCUGAAGAAUCACUUUCCUGGUAUUCUGAAUUUUGCAAUUCUGAAGAAGUCAAGAAAAUGCUUUUGAGUGACCUGAUUUUCACAAUUCUCUUCAUCGCUCAGACUGUGGUUGGGCUUCUGGGGAAUUCAAUUCUGCUCAUGCUGUAUGUCACUAUCUUCAUUUCCCAUCACCGACAGAAGAUCACUGACCUGAUCCUAACUCACUUGACUGUGGCAAACACAGUGACUCUUCUAACCCAGACUACUCCAGGGAUGGUUAUCGCCUUCAGAUGGGAGAAUUCUCUGGAUAUUAUUGGGUGCCAGGUCAACUCAUACAUCAGGAGAGUGGCCAGGGGCCUUUGUAUCUGUACUACCUGUGUACUGAGCAGUUUCCAGGCUGUCACCAUCAGCCCCAGCAACUCUGGCUGGGCCCACCUUAAACACCAUGUCCCCAAGUUGAUUUUGCCUGCAUUUAUCAUAUUCUGGAUCUUCAAUCUUUUAGUGGAAGUGAAUGCCCUAAAACCAAUUGUCAACAGCAAAAAUGUCACCAUCCCAAUCAGUGGCGAUAAUAGGAAGAGUUGUACUAGCAUAUAUUAUUUAAAUAAGAUAAACAAUUCUUCGUUUCUCAGUGCUAAAACUGUCCGCGAUAUCUUCUCUGUGCUCCUCAUGAGCUUGGCCAGUGGCUAUAUGGUUCUUAUGUUACGCCGCCACCGUAGGCAAAUCCAGCACAUUCACAGCAGCAGACAAACCCACAAAGCUUCUCCAGAAUCCAGAGCCACGCAGACCAUCCUGCUUCUGGUCACUUGCUUCGUUUCUUUUUAUUGCAUCAAUAGCAGCAUUACUCUGUUUUUGAAUUUUAUCAAGAUGGAUGACAUGACACUUUAUGAUCCCUUAUCAUUUCUGGGUUCAUGUUAUGCUUUUCUUUGCCCCUGGGUACUGAUCAGCAGUGAUCCCCGUAUUUCCAGACUCAAAUCAUUCUUUUAA
Molecule: messenger RNA, 1086 nt
Organism: Tachyglossus aculeatus (Australian echidna)
Lineage: Eukaryota; Metazoa; Chordata; Mammalia; Monotremata; Tachyglossidae
Product: vomeronasal type-1 receptor 3-like
Exons: 4
Coding region: 1-1086 (361 amino acids)
Biological process (GO): G protein-coupled receptor signaling pathway
Cellular component (GO): membrane
Molecular function (GO): pheromone receptor activity
Source: RefSeq, a predicted model, not a curated record